AUGACCAUUAAAGGUAAACAUUUGGAACUGAUCCAGGACAUUGAGGCAGCUACCACAGUGCAAGUAAAUACACCCAUGAAGGAAGACGAAGAACUGUGGAGAAGUGUGUUUGAGUUGAGGCCAUGUUCACUUUUUGCUUUUGUCAAAUGCAUCCACAGUAUGGAACUUCAACAGAACCCUGCAAAUAAAGAUCAGUGUCCUGGAGAGCAGCCAGGGGAGCUUGAGCCAGGCAGCAUCUAUCACAGCCACAGCAACUCCAAGGCCACAGGGAAGAGGGCAAAAGAGCAGGUGAACACCAGGUGGAGAUUGGGCGCUGCUUCAGCAAUAUGUCUCCUGUUCAUGAUCACUGAGGUUGUAGGUGGGCACAUUGCUGAGAGUCUCACCAUCAUCAUGGAUGCUGCUCAUCACUUAGUGGACCUGACCAGUUUUCUGCUCAGUCUGUUUUCCCUGUGGCUGUCAUCAAGGCCCCCCUCCAAAAGGCUGACAUUUGGGUGGCACUAAGCAGAGGUCCUCGGUGCCCUGCUGUCCAUCCUCUGCAUCUGGGUGCUGACCAGUGUGCUGAUGUACCUGGCCAGUGAGAGCCUGCUGCAUCCUGACCACCAGGCCACCUUGAUGACCAUUGUUUCCAGGUGGGCAGUGGUGGGCAAUGUUGUAAUAAGUGUGCUUUUGCACCAGGAAUGCCUUGACCACAAUCACAAGGAAGUGCAAGCUAAUGCCGGUGUCAGAGCAGCAUUUGUGCACACCCUUGGAGAUGUGUUCCAGAGCAUCAGUGUGCUAAUCAGCACACUUGUCAUCUCCUUUAAGAUGAGUCCUGACUACAAAAUUGCUGACCCAAUCUGCAGCUUUGUUUUUUCCGUCCUGGUUUUGGGCAGCACUGUUACAAUCUUAAAAGACUUUACCAUCUUCCUCAUGCAAGGUGUACCCAAGGGCCUGAACUACAGCGGUGUGAAAGAGCUCAUCUUGGCAUCUGUGCACAGCCUACACACCUGGUCUCUAACAAUGAACCAAGUGCUUCUCUCUGUUCAUGUUGCCACAGCGACCAGCCAGGACAGCAGAUUGCUUGGAGAGGGGUGGGCAGAGCCCUCAGCAAGUUUCACCUUCCACUCGCUCACCAUUCAGACACCGACUGCCUUUUCUAUGAAGAACUGUGGGCCUCGGGUGGCCAUACGGUCAGCUUUUCUACGUAAAAUCCAGGCCAGGAAGCGAUGAGAGACGUGGAGCUGAAUUGCACCCCUUCCAGGGGUAUGGCUCAACUCUGGAGACGAUGCAUCAAUAUAAUUGCCCGACAUUUCCUUUCCUUUCUUCAAAGGGGGACCCAUUGGCUAAAAACAUAAUUACCCUAUUUGCAGCCUUUAAAACUGUAUGGGUGCAAUACUCAGUCUAAUGGGUGCUGGCAAGUGCUAUUUUCCUACAUGUGUAGAAUUGGUGAGUAUUUGGGGGUAUUGAAGAAAAACAAAAGACACACAUUGUCCUGAAGAUAUUGUAAACCAUGGUGAGUUAACCCAGACAAUGGAAUUAGGAUCACAUGGGAAGUUUGGGUCUUUUUUGAAGUUAAAGUGCAUUUUCAAGUGGGAAUCAGUAGAGAUUUCAUAAACUGAUGCCUUCUUGCUUUUCCAUAUCCUCUCCCAUUUUUCAGCGGUGAAGAUGAAAUUUUAUUUGACAUAUUUAUGGGAUUAAUGACUAAGAAUCUCUUACUAUAGUAUUCUCUUCUCCAAAAUUACCCUGGGAAUGGCCAAAGUCCACGAUCACAAAAUCAUAAACCCAUAUGUCGGUGUGUCUUUAGAGCAAUACUUUCUAUGAAUAAUUAAAAGCCCUGAAAGAUGAAGCCCCUUAUAUUGAUUUCUACCUUUUCAUGUUCAACACCUU
This is a messenger RNA of Heterocephalus glaber (naked mole-rat), 1866 nucleotides long. NCBI's taxonomy places the organism in Eukaryota, Metazoa, Chordata, Mammalia, Rodentia, Bathyergidae. The record is from RefSeq and is a predicted model, not a curated record.